CUGUUCUAAAUCAUAGAACUGAUCCAAUAUGCCAAUGCAUAAGGAACUAUUACUUAACUAUGACCUAUUAUUGGCAUUCUUGUCACGAGUCUUUGAUUCUUGUCUAUGGAUUGGGAUUAUGGGAUGAUUGUAGGUUAGAUUGAAUUCUACAUUUUAUGGUUUGUGAUUAUUGCUUUUAUGAAACGGAACGAAUUUUAAAUUAUCACAAAAUCGCUAAAAAAUAAUUAAUUUACUUACAAAUAUUUAAUAAUUUAAUAAAAAUGCCUUGUUGGUAUUAUGAUAAAAAGGAGUUAAAGAAUACACCUUCAGCAUUGGAUGGAAUCGAUUACGAGACCGAAAUGAGAUAUAGGAAAGAAGGUGCAAGAUUUAUAAUUGAUACUGGAUCAAAAAUGGACUUGGGAUACAAUACAACAGCAACGGGAGUAGUCUACUUUCACAGAUUUUACAUGUUUCAUUCUUUUAGACAGUUUCCACGCUAUGUAACAGCAUGCUGUUGUUUAUUUCUCGCUGGAAAAGUAGAGGAAACUCCUAAAAAAUGUAAAGAUAUUAUUAAGACAGCAAGGAGUUUAUUAAGUGAUACUAAAUUUGCUACAUUUGGGGAUGAUCCAAAAGAAGAAGUAAUGACUUUAGAGCGAAUAUUAUUACAAACAAUCAAAUUUGAUUUGCAAGUUGAGCAUCCUUACAGUUAUUUGCUUCGUUAUGCAAAAUGUUUGAAAGGAGAUAAAGUUAAAUUACAAAAAAUGGUGCAGAUGGCAUGGACCUUUGUCAAUGAUAGUCUCUGCACAACUCUUGCACUGCAAUGGGAACCUGAAAUUAUAGCAGUAGCAUUAAUGUAUUUAGCUGGAAAAUUAAGUCAAUUUGAAGUUAUCGACUGGGUUGGCAGAACCUCAAAACAUCUAAGGUGGUGGGAUAUGUUUGUCGAAGAUGUAACUAUGGAUUUAUUAGAAGACAUAUGCCAUCAGGUGAGUUAUUUUUUAUCGUCAGAUCUGCACACUGGUAUCUUGAUACAUCGCACUUUCCUUGAAUGUAUGAAUGACGGCGUUUCCGAUCAUUAA
Molecule: messenger RNA, 1055 nt
Organism: Agrilus planipennis (emerald ash borer)
Lineage: Eukaryota; Metazoa; Arthropoda; Insecta; Coleoptera; Buprestidae
Product: cyclin-K-like
Exons: 3
Coding region: 261-1055 (264 amino acids)
Biological process (GO): positive regulation of DNA-templated transcription, elongation; regulation of transcription by RNA polymerase II
Cellular component (GO): cyclin/CDK positive transcription elongation factor complex; nucleus
Molecular function (GO): cyclin-dependent protein serine/threonine kinase activator activity
Source: RefSeq, a predicted model, not a curated record